Molecule: messenger RNA, 2373 nt
Organism: Effrenium voratum
Lineage: Eukaryota; Dinophyceae; Suessiales; Symbiodiniaceae
Source: the annotation of a GenBank genome assembly
AUGGCAGCCAGGAGGAGAGGCCGAGGCGCAUGUCUCAGCUUUCUCGGGAUUGUGCUGGCGCUCUCCCUAUGGUGGCCGAGCACGGAGUCCCCAUUUGCCGCCCACGACUUUGCCGGAGGAGCCCGAGUGAGACCACACCCUCUGCAUGCUGGAGUCGCCUUGCGUGCCGCUGCGCAAGAGGACCGGCUCGAUCUCGAGGAGGUGGUCGCAGAAGCCGAAAGGGUGCUGGAGGACAACGGCACGAUGAAAGAGAUCAAAGCCGUCUUGCGAAAAGCGCGGAAGAUAUAUCCAGGGAAGUGGACCCUUUUAGGGCUGAAAGACGAGUUGCAACAAGAACUGCGCGAGUUUGUGGAAGAGGCCAAAGCAGCCUCAAAGGGCUUGAAAGAGGUGGAGAAGGCGGAGAAGAAGGUGGAGAAGGCAAAGAAGGAGGAGGCCGCCGUACAGAUCAACACGCCGAGGCAGGAGUGCCAGCAGGAGUUGGUGCAGGCAUUGGAACAGCAGUUCGGCAGCCGUCGACCGGAUCGCUUUGAGUGGCCCUCGCGGCUGACAACCGGCUCCUUCUCCUUUAAGCAGACGAAGCAGCGCAAGGAGGCAUUUGGGAACCUCUUCCGCCUGUGGGAAGACCAUGCAGUUUCCACCACACAGCGUGAGAAGCUGUCACUGCCUGCUGUGCCGUCUGCCCCAGGCAUGGGGAAGAGCCGUUUUGCUUGGCUUUGUGCGACCAAAGGGCGACUAUCGCGUGAUGCAACUGUAGACAACGAGUGGCAGGAGACCAUGGAUACUAUUUCCAACCUGACAUUCAAGCAGUCGUUGGAGAAGGCUGUAGGAGUGGCGGUCAGCUUCAACUGCGACGCUGCCCCGGUGCCGGGCGAGGAGCCCCAAUUCAUGCUGGGAGUCCGCAUGGUCUUUGGCCACUUCCUGGAUGCCACAAAAACGCCUUUCCCAAAGUUCUUGGCUUGGCUGCGCAGGCUCCAGCGCCUCGAAAUCACUGAGACUGAAGCAUGGGAGAUGAUCGACAGGGACGUUUGGGAACACUUCCAGGAGAGCCGCGACAUGAUCCUAACAGUGGAUGAGCCGUUGCAGCUGAGGGCUUUGAUUACCUCGGCGAUGAGGCUCAUCACAGCCGGACGCGUCCAUGUGCUGAUGACGUCCCUGUCAGGCGCAGACCUCGACGAGGCAGCCAACGGGCGAACAGUGCACUUCCUCGGGUUUCAGAGGCUUGACAAGGAGGCUGUGGAUAACCUGGUGGAAGCAGAGGACGAGAAAACGAGAUCAAGGUUGAAAGGGGCUCGCUUUGAGUUUCUGCUGCGGGAGUGUGCCGGCGUGCCCAGACUGAUCGAGAAAGUGUUUGAGGUAGCAAGGUCCCCUGCGAUGAACGACAAAUCUUCAUGUGACGCAAUCCGCGUUUGGGUCGGGACGAAGUUCCAACAGCUCAGCAAGUACAAGAACAGGAACCAUAGAAGCGCCGCGCUCGUAUCUGCGCUUUCUUUCCACGCUCAAAGCCAGGCUCGCGAAGACCAAACCCGCGCCGCAGAGCGGGAAGGUUACCUAUUCGACGGGCUAAUCCCUCCCCUGCUGUUGAAGUGGUGGUGGGUUGGGCCUGAUGAGCAGGGCGUUCUGGAUGAGGCGCAUGCACUUCUUAAGUCGGCCUGCGAAAUCUGUGCUAUGUCCGAUGUGUUGGGUGGCGCCCAACACGGGCCGAACUUUGAGAAGCAGAUGGCAAGCCUUUGGAAGAUGCUGACCAUCACGGACUCCAUCUUCCGGAGAGAGGAAGGCCGGGGCCAGCCAAGGAGCAUCUUGGGAAUGCUGGGCGGAAACCGGCUUCCAGCGGCCAGCCGCAUGGUAUCACGGUACAGCGCCGCUGCCGCCUUCGACAAGCCGUUGCGUGAGGUUGCUACUUGGAGUUUACUGAAAUCCAAAGAGGAGUUCCAGGGCGACCUUCCGGUGCGCAUGGAGCUAAACACUUGCUACUUCCCCAAGUCUCCGUCGUAUUCCGGCUUUGACUUUGCCUUGCUGGAGCCUUAUGGCGACCAGGGUGUUUUGGUGCUGGUGGAGUGCAAGUUCUCCAAAGAGUUGGCAACAACAAAGCUGUCAACAGAAGACAUCGUCAACAAGUUUGUGUUAGCCUUGAGAAAUUGCCCCAACAUCCAGGGUUUCCUGGCAGAAGGCCGGCUCUGUUUUGUGAUUGGGGGCUUGCGCGAAUGCACAGUUGAUGUGGAGGCAGCAGCCACAGAGAUUGUGGGUAAGCUCAAAAAGGAAUUUGAUAUUUCUGAGCAGCAAGUGCACAGCUCCCUGAUUGUCUUACAUAGGGAACACACCAAGGCGCUCCUGAGACCGACUCUAUCAUGCCUUCCACCAUUUGCAGAGCUGUAA